CAGAUGCUACACCUCCCUCCACAACCAAUCAGUCCACCUCAGGGGCCGAGGGCCAAAGCUAUAUCAGUUCCCGUCCUUUAAACAAACAGAUUUAAACCACAGACCACCAGGAGGAGAAACACCACUGCAGUUUAUCUUGGAUUUAAGGACAUUUUAUUCAAAAAGACCCUAAUCGUUCUACUAGCAUAGUAGGGAAGCAUAACUGCAACCAUGGCACCAAUUCUGCUCAACUGCAUGGGACAAGAACACAGUGAAUAUAUAGAGCAGGAGCAGUAUGUGAAAAACCCACACUUGGACACCAUGGAGGAGGACAUUCUCUACCACUUCAACCUCAGCACCAAAACCCAUAAUCUGCCCACCAUGUUCGGAGACACUAAGUUUGUCUGUGUUGGGGGCAGCGCCAAUAGGAUGAGAUCUUUCGCUCAGUUCAUUCAUCAAGAGCUGGAGCUGCCUGGCAAUGUGGACGACAUCAGAGACAUUUGUGAGGGAACUGACCGCUACUCCAUGUACAAAGUGGGACCUGUGCUCUCCAUCAGUCAUGGCAUGGGCGUGCCCUCCAUCUCCAUAAUGCUUCAUGAGCUCAUCAAGCUGCUGUACCACGCCCGCUGUCGUGAUGUCAUCCUCUUCCGCAUUGGAACCUCUGGUGGAAUCGGUCUUGCCCCGGGCACAGUGGUGAUCACUGAUAAAGCAGUGGACUCGUUCUUCAGGCCCCAGUUUGAGCAGGUGGUUCUGGGUAAAGUGAUCAUCAGGAGCACUGAGCUGGAUGAAGAAGUGGCCAGAGAGCUCCUGCAAUGUUCAACUGAGCUGCCCAACUUCCCCACGGUCAUCGGAAACACUAUGUGCACUCACGACUUCUAUGAAGGGCAGGGCCGACUGGAUGGUGCUCUGUGCUCGUUCUCCACUGAGGAGAAGCUGGAGUAUCUGAGGAAGGCUCAUGAGGCUGGUGUCAGGAAUAUCGAGAUGGAGUCCACAGUAUUUGCUGCCAUGAGUCGUGUCUGCAACCUUAAAGCUGCAGUGAUCUGUGUGACUCUGCUGAACCGGUUCGAGGGGGAUCAGAUCUCCACACCUCAUGAUGUUCUGGUGGAGUACCAGCAGAGACCCCAGUGUCUUGUGGCCCACUUCAUCAAGAAACGCCUGGGACUUAUCGCCUAAAUGCUUUCAGCUGCGUCUGAUUAUCAAAACACAUUCACUAACAACCAGCUGUGUCUGAUCAUCAAAACACAUUCAUCAAGAAUCAGCUGUGUCUGAUCAUGAAAACACAUUUACCAAUAAUCAGCUGUGUCUGAUCCUCAAAACACAUUCAUCAAGAAUCAGCUGUAUCUGAUCCUCAAAACACAUUCAUCAAGAAUCAGCUGUGUCUGAUCCUUAAAACACAUUCAUCAAGAAUCAGCUGUGUCUGAUCAUGAAAACACAUUUACCAAUAAUCAGCUGUGUCUGAUCAUCACAACACAUUCAUCAAGAAUCAGCUGUGUCUGAUCAUGAAAACACAUUCACUAACAACCAGCUGUGUCUGAUCAUCAAAACACAUUCAUCAAGAAUCAGCUGUGUCUGAUCAUGAAAACACAUUUACCAAUAAUCAGCUGUGUCUGAUCCUCAAAACACAUUCAUCAAGAAUCAGCUGUAUCUGAUCAUCAAAACACAUUCAUCAAGAAUCAGCUGUGUCUGAUCAUCACAACACAUUCAUCAAGAAUCAGCUGUGUCUGAUCCUCAAAACACAUUCAUCAAGAAUCAGCUGUAUCUGAUCAUCAAAACACAUUCACCAAGAACCAGUUGUGUCUGAUCAGCUAAACACAUUCACCAAGAAUCAACUGUAUCUGAUCACCCAAAUUCCCAUGUGUCAAACACGAUGUCCGUGGGCCAAGUAAGGCCUGUGGCACAAUCCUAUUCAGCCUGCAAAUUUAUUUAAUUUAAUUAUCUAUUAAUAUUAGUGCAUUUCACCAUGAGCUGCACUAAUGCAACGUAAUGUGUGCUCCCAUCCCCUCCCCAACAAUGAUCUUGCCAUUGUAGUUUGGGAUAUUUUGAAUAAACAAUGGCCUGGGAUCAUGGCAAAAUGUAAAGUAAAAAUAUAAUAAAAACACAGCUGGCCCACGGAUUUGUUGAGAUUUUUUAAUAUGGCCAUUUUUGUAGUUGAGUUUGACACCCCUGCCCUAAUUCUUUCAUUAAGAAAUGUCUAAGAGUGCCUAAUUUGGCUUUUUACAUACACAAGUUCCCCAACUCCAACAUGUGCCAUUCAACUUGAUAACCGGUUAGCAGCAUAAGUUAAUGUAGAGCUCUAAGUUCUAAACCAGCGGUCACCAACCCUGCUCCUGCAGACUGAUCCAUCUGAUUAUUGCCUCCAGAAGUCUUUGAUUAGCUGAAUGAGGUGUGUUGGAUUUGGGUUGGGGGUGAAACCUACAUAGUAGACCUGCAGGAGGAGGUUUGGUGACCACUGCUCUAAAUGCAGUGCUGCGGGACUACAAUUCAACAUCGCUGACCUAGAUACAUUAGACCUUUUCUUCUUUAAGAAGAAACACAUGGGCAUCAUCAUUCAGAAACUAAGAACACUUAAGAAAGCCUGGACACAAACUGUACGUGAAAAACUUAUGCUAGUGCUGUGCUUUGACUUCUGUACAGUGUAAAUAGAAUUUCACUUGUCUGUAUUUGUAUUUGUAUUAUUUAACACAGAUGUUGCUCAGAUGGACGUUGACUCUCCAUGCUUUGCUUAUGAAUUUGUUAUGUAUGUAUUGUGUUUCUAAAUGUGCAGAACAAAUGUACUUUAUAAAAUAUUUCUUAUUUGAUGUAAUAUGUGAAAAGAAAUACAUGUAAAUGUGCUUUGUGAAUAAAUAUAGUCUUAAAA
Colossoma macropomum (tambaqui) is the source of this 2836-nucleotide messenger RNA. It is a transcript of the gene upp2, whose product is annotated as uridine phosphorylase 2. Gene Ontology annotation, biological process: uridine catabolic process; nucleotide catabolic process. NCBI's taxonomy places the organism in Eukaryota, Metazoa, Chordata, Actinopteri, Characiformes, Serrasalmidae. The record is from RefSeq and is a predicted model, not a curated record. Gene Ontology annotation, cellular component: cytosol; cytoplasm. The transcript is spliced from 8 exons. Gene Ontology annotation, molecular function: uridine phosphorylase activity. The coding region runs from base 211 to 1152 and encodes 313 amino acids.